AUUGGAAUUGGACUAGUUGAAACCGACAUUGUUCAAGACCACAAAUUGGACGAAAAUCAAUAAUGAAAGUGCCCGUUAUAGUAGCUUUGGGUAUUAUAUCAUGUAUUUCAACUACUUUGGCAGAAGGUAAUGAAAAGAAAAGUUAUGUACAGGCAACUGUAUUGUUUUACGUCGACGAUAACGGCAAUAAGGUAGUAGCCGCUGGUCACGUCCCUAAGAAAGUGGUCAAGAUAAUAAAAAGAAACCUUAAAAUGAUGGGGAAGUACGUUAGCGGAGAAAUUACGUCAGCUUUCAAUGAUGUACAUGAUGUACCACCGAUCGAGCAAGCAACUGAAAUAAUUAAACAAAAAUACAAACUCGUUUUCGUAGAAAAUGUUCCAAAAAGUGUUAUGUUUAAGAUAAUGGCACACAAAAGACGACAAAUGUCAAACAUUACAUCCCACUUACAGCAUUAUGAUGUGUCAAAUUACACGGAUAGCGUUAAAAGUCUCACGAAGAACGUGCUAAAUAAGAAUCUCGAUCCAAUCCCGAAACAUUUCGAAACAGCUCCCAUGAUUAUAAAUUCAUACGUUCCCAACACGGUGUACUACGCUAUCAAUUUCACGGAGCACCCAGUUUUUCAUAAGAACAGCAACUUCAAAGACAUCCUCUUUAAGAUGAGCAACGCCUGGAAAAAGAUUAAAUCAGUUAUUUCCUAAAAUUGUUAUGAAAGAUUAAAGUGCCUUC
Molecule: messenger RNA, 726 nt
Organism: Spodoptera litura
Lineage: Eukaryota; Metazoa; Arthropoda; Insecta; Lepidoptera; Noctuidae
Source: RefSeq, a predicted model, not a curated record